AUGUCUGGAAUAAAUCCCUCAAAAGAUCAUUUUAAACAAGAGCAUUCAAGUACAGCUGGAUUCGCGGGUGGUCCCACGUUCUCAGCGCAUGAUAAAUAUGACAACGCUCGCCAUUUGAAUUACGGACAAACAGAGAAUCAAAAGAAGAGUGUGGCAGAAGAAGAGACUAAGAAUGAGACGAGUCCAACUCAUCGUAUUCGUCGAUACUCUGCCUCGGGUGACUCCGCACCGCGAGCAACUCAUACAUUCAUGGAUGAAAUCUUGGGUGGAAAGACGGGCGACGAUCUGAUUGAGAAAAAGGAGCAUCUUGAAAGGGAUCGUCAGAAUCAUCAUCGGAAGGAGCAACAUCAUGAUAAAUUAGAACAUUGA
This is a messenger RNA of Ambispora leptoticha, 369 nucleotides long. Lineage: Eukaryota; Fungi; Glomeromycota; Glomeromycetes; Archaeosporales; Ambisporaceae. The record is from the annotation of a GenBank genome assembly.